CCUUUUCCUCCGACCUGAACUCUCAUGGAGAAAUACGCAGCGACCCCAAUCCUUGUUAAGCCCUUUUACGAGGCUCCCAUACGUCUACCGUUUCAUAAAGUGCCAGACGACUGUAGCGGAUGCCCGCUAUAUGAGCGCUUCGAGGCACUCUUCCCGGAGGUCCUACAUCUCAGGGAAUUGCGCGGCGACACACUCACGUUAACACUCGCGGCUGUAACAGGGUAUCUGACGCACAUGCAGCCGCGGCGUCCGACCAGGCUUGCUCUUACCGACGCUGAUCAAUGCGCCGACUCUCUUACGGUACAGGCCUUUGAGACGUGGAAAGCAUAUCUCCUCCUCGCAGACACCAUCCUCGAGGCCAUGUUCUCGGAGUCGAACCAACUCGAGCUCAUGGUGGCCUUAAUUGGCACUCGAUCGCGCAUCGCACUGUAUCACAUCGAAAACCUACUGCGCGCCAUGCGCAUCGCUCUCGACGCCGUCGAUGCGCUGGAGCAGGUAGCGGUGAAGCAGUAUACCGAGAGCCGCCUUGACAAGAUUAUCAACGCCGUCCUCGACUCCCUCAAUCUCCGCCUACCUCAUGAGAAGUACAGGAAAACAGCAAUUGGCAUCGUUGCGGCCCACCUGCAAGUCGUGCACACAUAUCUCAGCGACUGCAUAGUCCAUACAUCGCAGGCGAGGUCCUCUUUAGAAGGCAUGGCGGAGCGCUUUUCGCUCCAGAAAAUUGUCGAAAUGCGAGGAGGUCUCCCAGAAGAGCCCACUCUGGCAGUCCUCUGCGCGCAGGCAGCAUCAUCCGAAGCCCUGCGAGAGGCUCAGCAUUGGCGACGCCAGGUCCAGAUCGCGCUGAUGUCGCAGGAACCCCUCUGAGAAACUUUGUAUACACAUGCUCAAUCGUUGUUUAUGAUCUACUUAUUCGGACUCAUCGCAGGAGGGCUGAAUUUCAG
This is a messenger RNA of Schizophyllum commune H4-8, 941 nucleotides long. RefSeq lists its product as uncharacterized. The transcript has 2 exons. The record is from RefSeq and is a predicted model, not a curated record. NCBI's taxonomy places the organism in Eukaryota, Fungi, Basidiomycota, Agaricomycetes, Agaricales, Schizophyllaceae. The coding region runs from base 25 to 864 and encodes 279 amino acids.